AUGCUGCGACGGUCUGCGCAUGCCCCCCCAAGGGGAGUGGCGCGAUCUUCAGUCGUGAUAACACCCCGAAACGGAUCCCAACUAUUUUAUAUCAGAAACCCGGCCUUUACUUCUUGCCUCCACACAGCUGCGCAUAAUGAGCGAAAGGGUAUCAAAUCGCUUUCUGUACCCUCCACGGCGAGAUUCAACGAGAUCGGCGUUCAACAGCUCAGCGACUAUGUACACUCUCAAAUAUUCUUGAAUAAACCGACUCCGCCCGACGAAAAGCUCGUCGCUUUAUCGAAAGACCACUUGUCUCGUCAUGAACUUCUCGGUAAAUCUCAGGAGGCCGCGGAGCCUAUCGCAUUUGACUUCCCUCCGCUGGUCGGACACACUUUAGACGAACAUUUCCAUAAGCUGGCCAUGGAUGCAUCUGAGCCAUACCUUAGCAUCGCCAAAUCUUACGCAACGAUAAACGCGCCACAGAUGCCGCGAAAAUGGGCACGACGAAGCGGAUGGACAAAAUAUAAUAGUGAUGGCUCCUGGGAACCUGUCGAUGCGCCGGACGAAUCUGCCUUGACUUUUGAUACGGAAGUUUUGUAUAAACAAAGCCCUUUUGCUGUCAUGGCUUGUGCAGUGAGCCCUACCCAUUGGUACGCGUGGCUAUCGCCGUGGCUACUGGGUGAAUCAGAGAAUGAUCGCCAUCUAGUGCCUCUAGGUGAUAUGUCUAAGCCGAGAAUCAUCGUUGGACACAAUAUUGGAUACGAUCGAGCUCGAGUACAGGAGGAAUACAAUAUCAAACAGUCGCGCAAUUUCUUUGUGGAUACCAUGUCUCUUCACGUGGCGGUCAACGGAAUGUGUUCUCAGCAGCGCCCAACCUGGAUGCGACACAAGAAAAACAGAGAUUUGAGAGAUAAGGUUGCGAAUGAUAGUAACGCCGUUGAACUGUCGGCAAUGCUCGAGAGCAAAAUGCUUAGCGAAGAAGAAGAGGAGUUAUGGGUCGGAAGAAGUUCGGUCAACUCGCUACGAGAUGUAGCAAAAUUCCAUUGUGAUGUGACAAUCGACAAAUCGAAGAGAGACUACUUUGGAGAAUUGGACAAGGACGGGAUAUUGAAUCGAUUGGACGAGCUUUUGGAUUACUGUGCUGCUGAUGUUGCGAUCACCCACCGUGUCUAUAAGAAAGUGUUUCCCAAUUUUCUCGAGGUCUGCCCUCAUCCGGUCAGUUUCGGUGCCUUGCGCCAUCUCUCAUCAGUCAUCUUACCCGUCAACGAGACCUGGGAGCAAUAUCUUCAAAAUGCCGAAAACACAUACCACAAACGUCUUGAUGAUGUGCAAAAACGUUUACUCGAGCUUUGUGAAGAAGCCUUGAAAAUCAAGGCUGACCCUGCACAGUACGAGAGUGACGCCUGGCUACGGCAGUUGGAUUGGUCUGGUCAAGAAAUCAAAAUGGUCAAGGGCAAAAAGAAAGGGGACCCACCCCGUCCAGCAGCAAGACAGAAGAAACCAGGCAUGCCAAAGUGGUAUAAAGAUCUUUUCCCUACCAGCAACGCCGACAUCAACCUUACCGUUAGAACUCGAAUUGCACCAAUUCUGUUGAAGCUGUCCUGGGAUGGUCACCCACUAAUAUGGUCCGAUAAAUUUGGUUGGACAUUCAAAGUCCCUGAGAAAGAGGCCAUUAACUAUCAAAACCAGCCAGUUACUCGAUGCGAUAUGAAUGAAGAAACUAAUCUAGAACUUCGAGACGACACGAAACACGUUUAUUAUAAGCUGCCGCAUAAGGAUGGACCGCAGGCUCGGUGCAUCAAUCCCCUUGCCAAAGGCUAUCUUACGUAUUUCGAGCGAGGUACGCUGUCUUCUAAAUUUGCCCUUGCCAAGGAGGCAUUGGAAAUGAAUGCGUCGUGCUCUUAUUGGAUCAGCGCUCGCGAUCGGAUUAUGAGCCAGUUGGUUGUUUAUGAAGAUGAUUUGAAUGGCCAAAAGGAAGCCAAGAAACAACUUGGAUUCAUUCUCCCUCAGAUCAUCCCGAUGGGUACCAUCACUCGUCGUGCUGUGGAAAACACAUGGCUCACUGCCAGUAACGCCAAGGGUAACCGCGUUGGUUCUGAAUUGAAGGCAAUGAUUAAGGCUCCGCCAGGUUAUGUAUUUGUUGGCGCCGAUGUUGACUCUCAGGAGCUGUGGAUCGCCAGUCUGGUCGGUGAUGCACAAUUUCAGCUCCAUGGAGGCAAUGCUAUUGGUUUCAUGACCCUGGAAGGUUCCAAAGCAGCUGGAACCGAUCUGCACUCACGAACUGCGUCUAUCCUUGGAAUUUCUAGGAAUGAUGCGAAAGUCUUCAACUACGGGCGCAUAUACGGUGCUGGGUUGAAGUUCGCUUCUACCUUACUCCGUCAAUUUAAUCCUACACUCACGGAAAAGGAGACUAGUCAGAUUGCUUCCAAGCUGUACAAGGAGACUAAGGGCACUCGUACAACACGCAAGAUCUUGAAUGAUGGGCCUUUCUGGCGAGGAGGCACCGAAUCGUUUGUUUUCAACAAGUUGGAAGAGUUUGCUGAGCAGGAACGGCCGCGCACUCCAGCAUUGGGGGCCGGCAUUACUGAGGCUCUCAUGCGUCGGUUUAUCAACAAGGGUAGUUUUAUGACGUCGCGCAUCAACUGGGCUAUUCAGUCUUCGGGUGUUGAUUAUUUGCAUCUUUUAAUUACCGCCAUGGACUUUCUCAUUCGACGCUUCAACAUCGAUGCUCGAUUGGCGAUUACCGUUCAUGAUGAAAUCCGGUAUCUAGUCAAGGAAGAGGACAAAUACCGUUCUGCGAUGGCUCUACAAAUUGCCAACGUCUGGACCCGUGCCAUGUUCUCACAGCAAGUUGGCAUUGACGAUCUUCCGCAAUCAUGUGCGUUUUUCUCGGCAGUCGAUAUCGAUCAUGUUCUUCGAAAAGAAGUCAACAUGGACUGCGUGACUCCAUCCCAUCCGACCAAGAUUCCGCACGGAGAGAGUCUUGAUAUCCAUCAACUCAUAGAAAAGGGAGAAAGUGCAUACCUUGAUCCUUCAAUCACACCGAUUCUACCCCCUUCACCCGAUCAAUAUUCUUAUACGCCUAGAAAAUCAGUCAUGUCAGCUCUUACGAGUUCCAAUGAUAUUGCCUUUAUUCAAGCCCAAAUCGCCAAAGAUGACAAGGAACUGCGCGACAUCAUCAAGGAGAAAUCGGCGACCCUGGCAAAAUCCAAAGGUUCGACCCGCCAACGAACGGCUGCGCCGAAACCUGCAGGUGAGCCACAGCGAGCGUUGCUCAUGGAAGACUGGAAUGAUUACGGCCGCCAGCAUUAUCCGAACGCUUCGAAGCAGAACGCAUUCCCAUUCUCGAAAUACCCGUUUAAGCACCGUCCGACUGCGCGUGCGUGA
Talaromyces marneffei is the source of this 3369-nucleotide messenger RNA. RefSeq lists its product as uncharacterized. Bases 1 to 3369 code for a protein of 1122 amino acids. The record is from RefSeq and is a predicted model, not a curated record. Lineage: Eukaryota; Fungi; Ascomycota; Eurotiomycetes; Eurotiales; Trichocomaceae. The transcript is spliced from 2 exons. Gene Ontology annotation, molecular function: DNA binding; 3'-5' exonuclease activity; DNA-directed DNA polymerase activity. Gene Ontology annotation, biological process: mitochondrial DNA replication. Gene Ontology annotation, cellular component: gamma DNA polymerase complex; mitochondrion.